Messenger RNA from Stegastes partitus (bicolor damselfish), 3952 nucleotides. Its product is annotated as mitochondrial carnitine/acylcarnitine carrier protein CACL-like. Lineage: Eukaryota; Metazoa; Chordata; Actinopteri; Pomacentridae. Gene Ontology annotation, molecular function: high-affinity L-arginine transmembrane transporter activity. Gene Ontology annotation, biological process: mitochondrial L-ornithine transmembrane transport. Gene Ontology annotation, cellular component: mitochondrion. The record is from RefSeq and is a predicted model, not a curated record. The coding region runs from base 388 to 1314 and encodes 308 amino acids. The transcript is spliced from 4 exons.
UUAACAAGCGUCCAUGACAGAGGCGGCGGAGAGGCACCGACUGUAAACACCGCGACGGUUCAUGAAGAGCGUGUAGGUCAGCAGGAGAGAGUCACCGGGCCACAGAAGAAGCCGAACAGCCGACAAGAGAGAAACACAGCCGUCAGAAAGCAAAACCGUAGAGCGGGACGCGUUAGCAGCUAGCCGGUGCUAGCAAACGUUUAAGCUAACGGAAAGUGUCCGGUAGAUUAUACAGCCAGAGGCGGUUAUUGCCCGGUGACCCACGAAAUAAACGGUUUUAAAAAAAAAUAAAAUAAAACUACGUUUACAGGAGCCUCUGGUGUCGUUAGAUAAUAACGUCAGAUACAUAAUAAAAGUCCCUGAGCUCGGUGACGGUGCAGAGCGGUGAUGGACUUCGUUGCAGGAUGCAUCGGAGGUGCUGCUGGAGUCUUGGUUGGACACCCAUUUGACACAGUCAAGGUGCGACUGCAGGUUCAGAGUGUGGACAAGCCUCUGUACCGUGGGACCUUCCACUGCUUCCAGUCCAUCAUACGACAGGAGUCGGUGUUUGGUUUGUAUAAAGGCAUUGGAUCCCCCAUGAUGGGCCUAACGUUCAUCAAUGCCAUAGUGUUUGGUGUCCAGGGAAACACCAUGCGGCUGCUGGGACACGACACCCCCACGAACCAGUUCCUGGCUGGUGCAGCAGCUGGUGCCAUCCAGUGUGUCAUCUGCUGCCCCAUGGAGCUGGCCAAGACCCGCAUGCAAAUGCAGGGCACAGGAGAGAAGAAGUCUUCUAGGAAGAUGUAUAAGAGCUCCUUGGACUGCCUGGCACGCAUCUACAACCGGGAGGGUGUGUGGGGUGUCAACAGAGGCAUGGUUACUACGCUGAUCCGUGAGACGCCUGGCUUCGGAGUCUAUUUCCUGGCUUAUGAUGUGCUGACGCGCAGCCUUGGCUGCGAGCCCGACGACCGCUACAUGAUCCCCAAACUGCUGUUUGCCGGAGGCAUGGCUGGUAUCGCCUCAUGGCUCUCCACCUAUCCUGUAGAUGUGAUCAAAUCACGCCUCCAGGCAGACGGGGUUGGUGGAGUGAACCAGUACAGCAGCAUUGCUGACUGCGUGAGGCAGAGCGUCCAGAGGGAGGGCUACAUGGUGUUCACACGAGGCCUCACCUCCACGCUGCUGCGAGCUUUCCCCGUGAACGCCGCCACGUUCGCCACCGUCACCCUGGUCCUCUUGUACGCCCGGGGGGUGGAGGAGGGGCCCAAUGACUGCGAGCCGGCCCAGCCGAGCCACCACCCCCAGAUCCAGCAGCAGGCCCAGCCCUCCAGCCUGUGACGGCGCCGAGGCCUCCCCCAGACCGGGCACUUUACCAGAACACGGAGAGACGAGGAUACAGACGGACCUGUUACUAGUGUCUGACUCGGCUUCACAGCAGACCAGCCAUUCCCAGCUUCGAGUCAGAUCACCUGGUUUAUACAAGCACUCGUUUUUACUUUCAUGUCAAAAAGGAAAAAGAAGGAAAAACAUAUUUAUUUUUAGCAAUAAUUUAAGUUUCGUUUGCUCCUGAAGAUGCAGACUUUUAAAAGGGAUGAAUUUACCUCUGAUGAGAUGUGUGACGGCUCUGAGCAGCAGCUUUUAUCCUGAGGAAGGUCUGAUGGAAGAUGUCGACGUGUCGCUGAGCCACACAGCCGUCGGUGUGGCUGAGUGUCCAGAGUCACUGGAAACCAUCUGUUACAAACGUCUGGAACUGUGCAGCGUCUACCUGCAUCUGUAUAUACAACAGAUUUUAUGCUUUUUGUUUUUCUUUUUUAAAUGUACACUGGAAACCUUUUCCUGCCUUAUAAUACGGUACUUUUAUGUUGUCAAAGAACGCACGUUUGUACCUGAGCUGUUUCCUCUGGAGAGUCGACAGAGAACCAAUGUAGCCGUGAUAAGUGCGCUCAGCUUAUCGCUCCCGUCUGCUUACAAACCAAAAACCGCUGCAGCUGUCAUCUGAUCAUCACUGAAGCACUCGUCGUCGUCGCCGCUCUCCUCUGUCGACAGAACCCGGGUGGUCUGAAGGGCUCCUCGGGGGCUUGAAUGAAAAGUGUGUGUGUGUGAGUCAGGACUUACGGAUGCGUUUAGUUUCAUUGUCUUGUUCUGCGUGUUGUGUUCUACCAAACAAUGUGAAGUUUUAUUGCUACUGUAUUGAAGGUCCAGGAGUGGAACGUCGUCGGUGUCCCAACGUUUUAUCUCGUUUUAUUUUUGUGUAUUUACGUCAUGGAUUUUUAAAAACAUAUCCCUGCGUGGUUAGUUAUAGCGCCUUCAGCUUCCACCGUCUCGCCCACGUAUCAGACGUCAGCCUGUAUUGCGACAUCGUCUGUCUGAAGCUAGUUUUUACGUGUGUGAGACGUCGUGACGUUUGAGGAUCGUGGGUCAGAUCGGCCUGAACAGCGUGUUGGCUUGCAAACUGCAACACGGCUCCAUGUCUUGGACUUACUAGAUCCUGUUGUGGCCGGUUCUAUAGAAAUGUGACGUGGUACCAAGUACCAGCCAGUCCCUUACAUGUGUGCAUGAUGUUCAGAGUCCUGAAUGCAUGCUCAGUGCACCUUGGAAAGCUCUACAGAUGAUGAACAUUGAGAGGCCAGCGGUAUUAAGGACAGUCCUCGUUUCAUUCACUCCGUGCGUAUUUAGCAUAUUAAUAUGUUGCUGCAGCAGCACGCGUCCCUCGGGGGGCGCUCUAAGACGAUUUGCUGCAGUUUGAGAUCAUCUCUGAAGUGCAUUCUGUUUGCGAGGAAAUCACGUUUGUAUUGAGAAGCACGAGGAUCUUCUGGUGUUUUGAGAAAACGCCGACUGAUUCAAAUGAAACGGUUUAAACAUGUUAAACAAUCAGCAUCCAAAUGCUCGAGAGGAGUCUUGAACUACUCGUUAAAGGAGCUAAAUGUGACGAGCUCAUUGCACAGGAUUGGGUUUUUGCUUGCGCUGUGUGCCUGCUGUGGAGUUUGAAGGUCACGUUGUUCUGACCAGUGUUGGAGAGCAGCUGGUACACGGUACCUCCACUGGACUGGGCCUUUCAUUAGACUUCUUUAUUCUGUUACUAGCUCAGUGGCGUAAACGUGUUGUUGAUGACUGUCUGCUUCCUGCGUGUGAGCUCAGCAUCACAAGACUUCUUGUUUGCAUUUAAACCUGAAUGUUGCUGUGAAUCAGGAUAAUGUGAUUUCCCGUCAUCGAGCACUGAAACGUGAGCACAGCAGACGAUCUGCUGCCCUCCAGGCUUCUCCGUCUGAAGCCCUAAAACCAGUAAUAAAUCAAAGCGCUGCUGUCAUUUUGUGUGUGAUCUAUGAAAAUGCUGCUGAGCGGGAAGUCGCAGCUGCACUAAAACCCGAAGUUUGUUGAAUGUAACGCACCUGCACAGGUGUUGUGUGUCCGACACUCAGAAGAGGUGGAGGACAGAAUGAUUUGUGGGGAUUGUGUUUAAGUUUCAGAACUUUUUAAAGUGUUCAGUUCUGCUGGAGAACUUGGACGACGUCCAGGUGGUGCUGCUGUAGGACUGUGGGGGGAAGAGGGUCGAUGAAAGUGUUUAACUUAAAUCCCACCUCUGUCAUAUGAACUAGAUCAACCUGAAAGCCACCGACGGAGAACAUUUACUCCAGCUGACGUGAAAGAUGCAAUAUGUACAGGAUGUGAUAACGUGAGCUUGUUUUUGAAGUGGUCAGUAUCGUAUGCUGUAUAUUUAUAGACAUAUCAUCUAUUUUUCAUUCUAAAGUAUUUACGUAGUUUGGUUCCAUGAAUGUCUGACUUUAGCCAGUUUUCAAAGUCUCUUUUUUUUGUUUUUUUUGUUUGUUUGGUUUUGUUUUUUUUGUUUUUUUUUCAAUCUGCUUGAGCUGGCCGUUGUGCUGGAGAAGUUUUACCGGCGACAUGUUUUUGUGUCAUGCGGAGCCUGUUUGUGGCGACAGAUCUGUACUGAUGGGUCAAUAAAAACAACUCAAGCAGC